Sclerotinia sclerotiorum 1980 UF-70 is the source of this 1617-nucleotide messenger RNA. RefSeq lists its product as hypothetical. The record is from RefSeq and is a predicted model, not a curated record. Lineage: Eukaryota; Fungi; Ascomycota; Leotiomycetes; Helotiales; Sclerotiniaceae. The coding region runs from base 1 to 1617 and encodes 538 amino acids. The transcript has 2 exons.
AUGGCAGAGCAAGGAAGGCAAACUGCAGUCGAAGGCAACGGCACUGCCUCCGAAUUCCGCCAUCAAGCACUACCCGGUCCCAAAACAUACAUACGGUUGUUGAAGGUGCGCCGUGUCGCAAUUGGAGAUACAACGAUCAAGUUGAGAUGUAAGCUCAUGACAUGGCACGUCGACCAUGCACCAUCUUACCAUGCCAUAUCCUACGUAUGGGGCGAUCCUGAAGUUACCGCCAAAGUAAAGGUUAAUGGCAAAACCCUGAAAAUAACCACGAAUGAAGCAAUCUUGGAUUCACUUUUCUCCUUCGUGAAGAGGCCCUACUUCACACGCUUAUGGAUCCUGCGAGAAGUUUAUAUGGCUAAAAGUGUGAUUGUCUGCUGCGGUAUUGACCAUCGUCCAAUUGCCGAGUUGUUUGCACUACACAGCAUGCUACAUUUUGUCUUGACGCUGAAGAUCUUGCGUUUGUUGUGGGCACAAAGGCAGGCUGCUGCUGUUUUGUUUCCAUCCCCCGCUUUGUCCGAAACAAGGAAAAGGAAACGGAGAUAUAAACAUGAAUAUAUCCCGCUAAGGGUUUCUCAAGGGCCUGGAUAUUGUUCGGGCUAUUGUGAGAAUGUAUGUUUUGCCUACUUGGAAUUAGGGGGCAGCGAUUCCGCCGAGAGUUUGCCCUUACAUAUCUUAUUGAAUCUAACCGAAAACUUGGAAUGCCAAGAUCGGCGGGACAGGAUUUAUGGGAUCCUUUCCAUGGUUGGUUGGAAAUAUAUUCCAUAUAUAGAACCAGACUAUAAAAUAGAUACUUUCGAUCUCGCAUUACAAGCAAUGAAGACGAUCUUGAUACAAACACCCGCAAUUGACCGGCCCCGAGCUUCGCGUCUUGCCGACUCACUUAACCGGUCUAUGUCGCUGCAUAUGUAUCAUGAAACCCCAAAGCAUACUACUCUCGAACAUCAUACAGUGCGAAAGGCCAAAAUUGAAGAUUUGAAUUCACAUUGUUUUGUGGACUAUCAUUGGCUUUCUUGUGAGAUUACUAAAGACCACAGUAAUAUCUGGAAACUGGGCAUAGAAUUCGACUCCAUAUCUCAUCGGGACCUGAAGGGGUACAAGCAUCGUUGUAAGGUCCAUAAAAAUGAGACUCACUGUCAACGAAGAUUUUUCUUUGGGAACCUAGAAGAUAAGAUUUCAAACGAAUAUAUCCAAAUGAAGGAUCGUGAAGGAAACCUCAUGGCAUUACUACCUCAAGGCACAAAGUCAGGAGACUUUCUCUUGGGGGUUUGGAUCGCAAGAGGAAUGAAAAUUGAUUCUAAAUUCAGGAGAACAAAAACACCUCGCUAUCUAAUUCUGCGAAAAGAAGAACCAGGAUAUUAUUCCAUCGUUGGCCAAGCUAUAGUUGCGGGAGCAUGUGUAUCCCGUUAUGAUCAUAGUCAACCGUGGUUUCGUGUACAUUAUCAUCCUCAAGAUGCACUAAACUUGAUUAUCUCUUGGGCUCAAUGUGAAGCUUAUGAGAAGCGAGACCUUUCAUUGAUGACCUGGGAUAUGGCAAAAGAGCUACUUGAUCUCAAGGUCUGCAAUCAGCCCUUCUCUUCCUACGCAAUUGAGCAGCACGGUCAAUUCAUCGAGAUAUAG